AUGAUUAACGAAGCAGAAUUUGAAUCUCAAGUUCGUCCUGAAACAUUUCAAACUAUGUUAGAAGAUGCUGAAAAGCCGAUUUACCCUAAUUGUACUAGGUUUACUAAAUUAUCGACGCUUAUUAGGCUAUACAAUUUGAAAGCAAAACACGGGUGGAGUGAUAAGAGUUUGACAGAGUUACUAGCUUUCUUAGGAGAAUUAUUACCCGAAGGUAAUGAGGCUUGCAAUAUGAAAAGAUACAUGCAUGUCCUAACGAUUGCAUCCUAUAUCGAAAGAGAGAAAACACCUACUGCCAGGGCCUCUGCUCCACCAACUGGCAGGGCCUCUACUCCACCAAAUGCCAGGGCCUCUGCUCCACCAGCUCCCAAGGCCUCUGCUCCACCAGCUCCCAAGGCCACUAUUCCAACACCUCCACUUGUUGCCCCACCAGCCACACCUUGUGCAGCUGCUCCACCAGCACCAUCUCCGGUUACUUCUGAUAAUAGAUUGAGGUGUGAUAUGUACGUGAUUGAUCCCAAAGAAAAAGAUCCGGUCUUAGUUGCAUCAGGUUAUGUGAAACUUGAAAAGGCAGACAAAGAAGGCAAUAUUAUAAUACAUGGAGUUAAAAAGAAGUUUGAUGAUUUCAAACGUGUCUUUAUUGAGAAGGUGGUUGAAGAAAAUGCCAUUCUACCAUGCCCUAUAGAACAUGAAGGCUUCGACACAGUUGGUUUAGCUGUAAACAAUUUUGUAGGUUGGCCAAAGAACCUAAUCAACAUACAUCCAGAUGAUUUAGCGAAGAUGAAAGGAAAGAAGAAAGUUUCAAGAGAUCAUUUGGCUCCACCGACUCAGCCACCGAUAAACCCAAAGGGGCCUAAUAAACAGUCUGUCAAACGGUACAUUCCCCCUGCAAAGACACAAUUAUUGUCAGGACUUUCAGAGAUUGUGAAGAAUUGGCCUGCUAAGAAAUCAAAGAGGUACUAUAUUAAACCGGAAGUGUUCGGAGGAGAAGGCCAAGAGUGUUGGAUCAGUGCUGACGAGGUAGAAGAUGUGUGCGAGCUCCAUAUGAUUGGAAAUACUGUUAUGUCGCUUUGGUGCAGUUAUUUGCAAGAACACACACUUAAUCUUGGUGGGUUGAGGAAUACAUAUGCAUUUAAUAAUCCUGCUUCAGUAUCAACUGAAGCUGGUAAACUCAAACAACGUUCAGAGAAUCUAUGUCAGCGAAUGAUGGGUAUGCAACCUGAACAAUGGUUGAUAUGUCCGUGGAAUUCAGGUGAUCACUGGUUGACAAUUAUGAUUCAUGCCAAUACUCAAAGUGUUGCAUAUCUUGACUCGACGAAUGACUUUAUCCGAACUGAUAUUAUGAAAUGUAUCCAAAAUGCUGUGGACAUGUACAGGAUCGAAAAAAAUAUACGAAACAAGGGUCCAGUAAAAAUCAACCAAUACACGUGUCGACAAAGAAUGGAUGGAGUACAAUGUGGUUAUUAUGUUAUGAAGAUUAUUCAGAGUUUCAUGACGGUUGUUAAUCCUGCAAGUUUUUUGAAAAAUCAUUUCAAGUUAGACGCUCCCUAUAGUAACGAGGAGAUCAAUGCCGUACGGGAUGAGUUUGCCGAAUUCGUGAAGCCAUUGAUUAUAGAUUAAGUACUUAAGGUUACUACACUUUUGAUAUAAUACAUGAGUAACAAGUUUUAUGAUUAUUGUUAUCUUUCGCAUAUAUUAUUAGUUUAUAUUUAGUUUACGAUAUACAUGGAAUUUAAGUUUUAGAAUCGAUUUUAUUAACAAUUUUGGUAUUGUGUGAUUAGUUAAUAGAAUCGAUUACUAAUUUAAUAUAAGUUUUAAAAAUGUUAUUUUAA
Molecule: messenger RNA, 1829 nt
Organism: Cannabis sativa
Lineage: Eukaryota; Viridiplantae; Streptophyta; Magnoliopsida; Rosales; Cannabaceae
Exons: 8
Coding region: 1-1617 (538 amino acids)
Biological process (GO): proteolysis
Molecular function (GO): cysteine-type peptidase activity
Source: RefSeq, a predicted model, not a curated record